GCAGACCUGGGCUAGCAGGCCCCAGGGAGAAUUCCAAUGGUGUCUGUGUCAGCACGCCCACACCAGGCCACAACAAUGGCCGCCGCCAAUGUCCUAGUCCCUUGAGAGGUCUCACCUCUCACCGAGAUGCACUCAGGGCCUAUCAGGUUGUUUCCAUAUCUUGGCUAUUGUGAAUAAUGCUUCAAUGAACAUGGAAGUGCAGAUAUCUCUUUGAGAGACUUCAUUUCCUUUGGAUAUAUACCCAGGAGUUGGAUUGCUGGAUCAUAUGGAUGCAGAUCUAUGGCCGUAAGAAGGAACAAUACAAUUGUCACAAAAUUCAUCCUCCUGGGAUUUUCGGAUCAGCCUCAAAUGACUAUUUUCUAUUUUGUGUCAUUUCUGGGGAUUUACCUCCUGACCCUAGCCUGGAACAUGAGCCUCAUCGUCCUCAUCAGGAUGGACUCCCACCUGCACACGCCGAUGUACUUCUUCCUCAGUAACCUGUCCUUCCUAGAUAUCUGCUAUGUGUCCUCCACAACUCCCAAGAUGCUCUCUGACAUUAUCACAGAACAGAAAACCAUUUCCUUUGUUGGCUGUGCCGUGCAGUACUUUGUCUUCUGUGGAAUGGGGCUGACUGAAUGCUUUCUUUUGGCAGCCAUGGCAUAUGAUCGGUAUGCUGCAAUCUGUAACCCAUUGCUCUACACAGCCCUCAUUUCCCAUACACUUUGUUUAAAGAUGGUGGCUGGGGCCUAUGUGGGUGGAUUUCUUAGUUCUUUGAUUGAAACAUACUCUGUCUAUCAGCAUGAUUUCUGCGGGCCCAACACAAUCAACCACUUCUUCUGUGACCUUCCUCCAGUCCUGGUUCUGUCAUGCUCUGAUACCUUCACCAGCCAGGUGGUGAACUUCAUUGUAGGUGUUGUUGUUGGAGUGGUAUCUGUCCUUGUGGUCCUCAUCUCUUAUGGUUACAUUGUUGCUGCUGUCCUGAAGAUCAGCUCAGGUAAAGGUAGGACCAAGGCCUUCAGCACCUGUGUCUCUCACCUGACUGCUGUGACCCUCUUCUAUGGUUCUGGUCUCUUCAUGUACAUGCGACCUAGUUCCAGCUACUCCCUAAACCGGGACAAGGUGGUGUCCAUAUUCUAUGCUGUGGUGAUCCCUAUGGUGAAUCCCAUCAUCUAUAGUCUUAGGAAUAAGGAGAUUAAAAGUGCCAUGAGGAAAUCUGUGGAAAGGCAUUAUUUGCUUUCUCAUGGGCAUUCAUUUUUCUGACCCCGAGCUAAUGUUUACAAUGAAGCUGUGAGCAGGGUCAAUUAUGCUGACUUUCAUGUAAUUCUGGUCUAGUUGAUCAACACAAUGAUUUGUGUUGAGCAGGCUUUUUUUUCUUUUCUACUUUUCCAAUAUUCCCCUAACCAGUCUACCGAUUGGUUAUUGGAAAACAGUUUGGUUAUUAUUGGUUUCUAGAAUGAAUAACAUUGUAUAGAUUGAGAUUAUAAAUGUUCAAUUUACCAAAGAACUUCACCAUGACAAAGACUGAGCAAUCUGAAACGUCAAAACAGAGUUGGUGUCCGUAGGAGGAAAACAUUGAAAAAAUGUUAGUCCAGCAUUCAGGGUGGUGAUUCUUAAGGUAGGAUAGGAAUAUACAGCAUAAUAACCUGGGGAUGGGGACACUUUUUCUGAAAACAAUUGCCUUUCUCUCUUACGAGGUUCUAACAUGUUUCCUUUAGGGCACAUGAGCACCACAAGGCAGACACACUCCCCUAUUGAGAAUCAUGGCUAUUGUGAACCACUGUGACUGGUCGGUGUGUAGCACUGACUCUUUAGAUGUAUUAAGGCAGGAAAGAGAUUGAAAACUUCUGAUUAGGGCCUUAAUGUCUGAACAAAGGGGAAGACCUCAUGGCUAACUCAAUCAACGAUACAAAAAGUGGUCACUGAAAUGAUUUGAACAAAACCAAGGAAUUAUCAUUAGAGUCCAAAGUAACAGCUUUCUAAGCAACACUCAAAUUUUCUUAGGAAUCUGCAGAAGAGGAGUACCCUUCCCCUCAGUUUUCACCAAUUUUGUGAUAAGUUCUAGAAAAUAAUUUAGCCAAGAAAUUGAAGAGAGUGAUUUUUCUCCUCUACAUUUUCUCAGAACUUGUUAUAUAUCCUUCAACUGGCAGUAAAAACUGGAAUAAAUUUAUUCAGCUGUGACCUCUCUUGGGUAGGCAGUAAAUAAGUGAGUAAAUAGGUAUCUACCUGUUUGUCCUUGGGCAAGAUAUUUGGGCUCUGUGUGCCUUAGUUCCUCACCCAUAAAGUAAAAAUAUUAAUAGUAAUUAUCUCAUAGAUGUAUUGUGAAGAAUUAAAUGAGUCAGUAUAAAUAAACACUUAGAAUCAUGUCUGAUGUAUAGAAAAUGCUCAAGGGGUGAUAUUGUUAUUAUUAUUAUUAUGCUAUAAUGAUUUACUACCAUCUGAGCUAAAGAAAUAGAAGACAUUUCCUUAGUUUGAUAGGAAAUGUGAUCUUUGUAAUGACUUUGAUGCAUUAGAAAGUGGGCCUGCAGAGAGUACAGUGAGAAGUUGUUAAGAGUAUUUAAGUAUUCUUGUCAUCAGGCCUGUGAUUAUUAAUCUCAUCUCUGCCAUUUUGCAGGUAUCUUUAUAACCAUUUUUUCCUCCACCUUUAUCUGUACUCCAGUUCACUGAGCUCCUAUCCUUCAAUUUAUCUUUGUAGCUAAUCUAAAAUUCUCCUAAUGCCAAAAGUCAUUAGAACAAUAAUAAAAAAAUAAAUAAACACCUCAUGAUCUGGAUUUACAUGAAGCUGUCACUAGUGUGAUAUUACCUCUAACUUUUUUUUAAUGAACAAAAAUUCUGAAUAUAAAUCUCUCUUGU
This is a messenger RNA of Diceros bicornis minor, 2829 nucleotides long. RefSeq names its product olfactory receptor 5A2. Gene Ontology annotation, cellular component: membrane. Bases 280 to 1239 code for a protein of 319 amino acids. The transcript has 3 exons. Gene Ontology annotation, molecular function: odorant binding; G protein-coupled receptor activity; olfactory receptor activity. NCBI's taxonomy places the organism in Eukaryota, Metazoa, Chordata, Mammalia, Perissodactyla, Rhinocerotidae. Gene Ontology annotation, biological process: G protein-coupled receptor signaling pathway; sensory perception of smell. The record is from RefSeq and is a predicted model, not a curated record.